Bufo gargarizans (Asiatic toad) is the source of this 3218-nucleotide messenger RNA. It is a transcript of the gene MGAT5B, whose product is annotated as alpha-1,6-mannosylglycoprotein 6-beta-N-acetylglucosaminyltransferase B. Gene Ontology annotation, molecular function: alpha-1,6-mannosylglycoprotein 6-beta-N-acetylglucosaminyltransferase activity. The record is from RefSeq and is a predicted model, not a curated record. NCBI's taxonomy places the organism in Eukaryota, Metazoa, Chordata, Amphibia, Anura, Bufonidae. Gene Ontology annotation, biological process: protein N-linked glycosylation. The transcript is spliced from 18 exons. The coding region runs from base 158 to 2527 and encodes 789 amino acids. Gene Ontology annotation, cellular component: Golgi apparatus.
GACAGGUUUGUGGAGAAGAGAUGGAGCAUCCUCUGCCACCCUGGAAUAGUCUGUCACCCACUUACCUCUGCUGCUGACUUAACAAGCACUCAGGGGUGGAGCACCAGACUACCCUGGAUAAGUGGUUUUACCUGUGGAGUAAAAUUCGGAUAUAAGGAUGCUGUCUGUCAACUCUGAUGGGAAGGUUUUGGUGCGAAGAUGUUUUCUUACACUCAGGCCGUUCCGGAUUUUCGUCCUGGGGAUCGGAUUUUUUACCCUUUGCUUCCUGAUGACCUCACUUGGUGGACAGUUUUCAGCCAAGCGGCUAGCAGAUUCUCCAUUCACCAUCAGGACAGAAGUACUAGGUCUAGGAGAAUCUCGAGGAGCCAUUCGCAGAAUGAAUGACGUACUGGAGACCCUGGUGAGGAGAAUGGAUAUCUUAGCCCGACUGGAAAAUGUCAGCGAAUCGCGUAGGACAGAGGACACUGGACACUUCACAUUGGACAGCGUGCAAUCAUUGGGUUUGAUGGAGAAGAUUCAGGCAAUUGCUCAGAAUGUGUCUGACAUUGCAGUCAAAGUGGAUCAGAUCUUACGAAACAGUCUCCUGAGAGGAAAAGCUAUUGAAGGCCAGAGGGAUCUGUGUGACAUCCCAAGAGACCCCCGUUUCCCAGACUGCUCUGGAAAAGUGGAGUGGAUGCGAUCACGGUGGACAUCUGAUCCGUGCUAUGCUUUCUAUGGAGUGGAUGGUACCGAGUGCUCCUUUCUGGUGUACCUUAGUGAAGUUGAAUGGUUCUGUCCAGUUCUACCCUGGAGAAAUCAAUCCAUCAGUCCGUUUUUCAAAUCCCACCCCAAAAAACAGGCGGCCUUCCGCACAGAACUCUCCUCUCUUCUUGAUCUAAUGGGUACCGGUAAAGAAUCUCUCAUCUUCAUGAAGAAAAGGCUGAGGAGGCUUGAGGCUCAAUGGCUUCUGGCUGCUAGGAGGUUAGAGGCCAAAAUUCAAGAUAAACCAAAUGAACAGAAACAGAUUCUAGUCCAUAUUGGAUUUCUGACAGAAGAGUCUGGUGAUGUUUUCAGUCCGAGAGUGCUGAAAGGUGGACCCCUGGGGGAGAUGGUGCAGUGGGCAGAUGUCCUUGCGGCUUUGUAUGUGUUGGGCCACAGUCUAAAAAUAACAGUGUCUGUGAAGGAACUGCAAAGUUAUUUAGGUGUCCCACCUGGAAGAGGAAACUGUCCCCUUACAGAACCUCUAAGUUUUGAUCUCAUCUACACGGACUAUCAUGGCAUGCAGCAGAUGAAGCAGCACAUGGGACUGUCCUUCAGAAAGUACAGGUGCCGUCUACGUGUGGUGGACACAUUUGGGACAGAGCCAGCGUAUAACCAUGAAGAGUAUGCCACACUCCACGGCUACCGCACAAACUGGGGAUACUGGAACCUGCACCCCAAACAGUUCAUGACAAUGUUCCCUCACACUCCAGAUAAUUCCUUCAUGGGGUUUGUAACAGAUGAACUGAAUGAAACUGAGCGCCAACAGGUGGCUCAGAACAAGGUCAGAAACAUGGCCGUCGUAUACGGAAAAGAGGCUGCUAUGUGGAAGGGUAAAGAAAAGUUUCUGGCCGUGUUACACAAGCACAUGGAAGUGCACGGGACCGUUUACUUCGAGACCCAGAGGCCCCCUGAAGUUCCUGCCUUUGUUAAAAACCACGGCUUGCUGCCACAGCAGGAUCUACAGCAGCUGCUGAAGAAGGCCAAGUUGUUUAUAGGUUUCGGCUUCCCCUAUGAAGGUCCAGCCCCCCUGGAAGCAGUUGCCAAUGGUUGUGUGUUUCUGCAACCUCGUUUCAAUACACCACAUAGCUCCCUGAACCAUGAGUUUUUCCGUGGUAAACCAACCUCCAGAGAGGUCUCAUCUCAACACCCAUACAUGGAGAUGACCAUUGGAAGACCUCAUGUCAUAACAGUGGACUACAACGACACAAAAGAGUUUGAGGCAGCUAUUAAAGUCAUCAUGAGGAGCAAGAUUGAGCCAUACCUGCCCUAUGAGUUUACAAGUGAAGGAAUGCUGCAGAGACUCCAUGCCUAUAUCCAGCACCAGGAGUUUUGUUCUCCUCCUUUGCCCUUCCCCAUUCCUAAUAAUACAUCCCAGGUUAAUCUACCAUCCUCCUUGGUUCUCAUCAAUCAUACACACCUGGUUUGGUUACCCAGUGAUCCUCCUCCAACCACGUGGCCCCCUGUCACGUCGAUGCAAGUAUGGUUGUCUGCAGAAGGAGAAUCUUGCACUAGUGCAUGCUGGAACCAUGACUUGGUAUGUGAACCCACGUUCUUCAGCAUCAUCAAUAGACAACAUGUUCUGGAACAGCUUGGAGCCCAGUGCGAGAGUACAGAAUCUGUAAUGAGCCACUUGUACCCAGCCGUGUCACCUUCUGUUCGGGAAUGCUACCUUCAGAGGGAGCCCCUGCUCUUUAGCUGUUCAGGACAAAGCACAAAGUUCCGCAGAUUGUGCCCAUGUAGGGACUACCAACGUGGACAAGUAGCUCUGUGCAAGGACUGCUCGUGAUGCCAUGGGUUGUUCAGCCCAAUAAUUGUCUCCAUUAAAUUUCCAACUACUGAUCAUAUUGACUGCUGCAUGUAGAGGUCCUACUGUACCCUUUCUAACUGUGACUAUUACAGGCUGGAAUCUCUGCCCGGCGUUUUAUGCUGCAGCAUAAAGCAAUAGUGAGAAUGAUACGCACUCACACCACAACCUGUGUAAUACAUCUUGGAGCCACGUAAUGAUCUCCAUGCCCUCUCCAUGGUUUUUGAUGAAUGGUUGACUACACAAAUAAAGCACAAUGAAGAUGAAACAAGACAGCAACAACAACAACGACCAAUCAGAGGGAAGAGAGCUGCAAGGUUUCAAGGGCAGAUCCUUUGAAAAAAGGGCAUGUUCUAAUGGCAAGAUAUAGGAACUACUUGUAAUAAAUAUGGUGUCAGUGCCAGCUAGUGUGGUGCAGCCAGUGCCAAUCCAGUGAAUGCUCGAAGGGACAUCACUUCCAUUUCUGAACAUUACCGAUGGGACAAUAUGAUUUUGUUUUUUACAGAAAAAAACACAAAGACUAAUAAAAUGUCGAGGAUUCAGAAUAACAAUUAAGUCAUUUGGACCAAAUGUGAAAGUAAUUUAUUUUAAGCCAGGGAGGAGGAGAUAUAUGCACUUUUUUUUGUCUGAAGCCGACACUUCCAAAUAACCUGGAAUGUCUCAAAAGAAGGCG